AUGGGGAUGCUGAGGAGUACCAAGGAGAGCAACCUAACAGGUUUUAUCCUGCUGGGAUUCUCUGACCAUCCUCAGCUUCUGAAAAUUCUGUUUGUGCUCAUCCUGAUCUUGUAUUUGCUUACCAUUUUGGGGAACACCACAAUCAUUCUGAUCUCUCAUGUGGAACCCAAACUACACACGCCAAUGUACUUCUUUCUUUCUCAUCUCUCCUUCCUGGACCUGUGCUUCACCAGCAGUGUUAUUCCUCAGCUGCUAGUGAACUUGUGGGAUCCCUUGAGAGCUAUCACCUAUGGGGGCUGUGUGGUUCAGCUCUAUGUCUCCCUUGCAUUGGGAUCCACUGAGUGUGUUCUCCUGGCCGUGAUGUCCUAUGAUCGCUAUGUGGCUGUCUGCAGACCCCUCCAUUACACUGUCAUAAUGCACCGCGGUCUGCGCAUGACUCUGGCAUCUAUGGCAUGGCUCAGUGGAGUGGCCACCACCUUGGUACAAUCCACCCUCACCAUGCAGCUGCCCUUCUGCGGACACCGCCGAGUGGAUCACUUCAUAUGUGAGGUCCCUGUGCUCAUCAAGUUGGCUUGUGUGGACACCACCUUCAACCAGGCCGAGCUCUUUGUGGCUAGUGUCUUAUUCUUAGUGCUGCCCUUGUCACUCAUCUUGGUCUCCUAUGGCUACAUUACCCAAGCGGUGUUGAGGAUCAAGUCAGCUACUGGGAGACAGAAAGCAUUUGGGACGUGUUCCUCCCACCUCCUGGUGGUCACCAUCUUCUAUGGAACCAUCAUCUUCAUGUACCUGCAGCCGGCCAAGAGUCGAUCCAAGGACCAGGGGAAGUUUGUUUCCCUCUUCUACACGGUGGUGACCCCCAUGCUGAACCCUCUUAUUUAUACCCUGAGGAACAAGGAAGUGAAGGCAGCACUUAGGAGAGUGUUAAGGAGGCAUCUGAGAGAGCAUUCUACAUAA
Dipodomys ordii (Ord's kangaroo rat) is the source of this 954-nucleotide messenger RNA. RefSeq names its product olfactory receptor 2G2. Gene Ontology annotation, biological process: G protein-coupled receptor signaling pathway. Gene Ontology annotation, cellular component: membrane. The record is from RefSeq and is a predicted model, not a curated record. The coding region runs from base 1 to 954 and encodes 317 amino acids. Lineage: Eukaryota; Metazoa; Chordata; Mammalia; Rodentia; Heteromyidae. Gene Ontology annotation, molecular function: G protein-coupled receptor activity; olfactory receptor activity. The transcript has a single exon.